UCACGUUGAUUAUUCGUUGGUGGUGGUUUGUUUUGCUGUUUAGUUUUAAUUCGCGCGAUUUAAUUUUAUUGAAUACUAUAAUUUUAACCAUACAGAAUUUACUAUAUUUCAUUAUAAACAAAGAUUGAUAGCCAAACAAGAUAUCCAAACCUGCAGACAUGUUGUUUAAAGUGGAAGCAAGUAAAUCAGAAGAUGUUUCAAACAACUUGGUGGGUCGUGAAUUUGAAAGAGUUGAUCUUCAAUAUACCGAUUGCUCUAAAAGAUUUUACCAAGUUUCCAGAGACUUUUCCAAGCAAUAUGCUCACAUAUAUGCAGCUAGGUUGAACACCUUCAGAAAUAUACUUGGGGAAAUAGUCAGAAAGAAAUGGUCUGAUAAACAUAAAAUCCUGAAACUCUGUGAACUUCGCGAGAAGGGCACAACGUGCGUUAUUAUCGGGACACUCUUCAAACACCAGGAUUUAAAGCCAAGUAUUCUGAAAGAACUAUCUGAUGAGUUGGAUAUUAUUCCUCAACCAGCUAGGACCCAUUUUGUGAAUGACUCAGACACCCUGGUAUUGGAAGAUGAGCUUCAGAGGAUCAAAUUGGCCGGAGGCUGUAUUGAUGUGCAUCAAGUGGUCACCGGGGUGGUGUGUGCCUUGUUAGGUUCUGAAGAUGGAGAUGGAUUAUUUACAGUUCAAGAUGUUUGCUGGCCUGAAUGUAACAUACAGAAGCCAUUACCUAAGAUUGAGGAGGAUAGAUACAUAGUCCUGGUAUCAGGACUAAACAUGGCGUCCAAGUCGGCGGAGCACUGGUUCUCCCUGCACCUGUUCCUGGAGUGGCUCGCCGGCCUCUCCGGCUCCGAGCAGUAUCAGGAGCAGCUGUCCAAGAUAGCCAGGGUCAUUGUGGCAGGCGGCGUAUUCACGAACUACAACAGCGAGAGUGCGCUCAACGAGGCCGACGUGAUCGCCUCGGCCGGGAGCGUGGACUCUCUAUGCGCCGCCGCCAGCGCGGUGGCGCCGCUGGACCUCAUGCCGGGCUGCCGGGACCCCGCCGGCAUCAUGCUGCCGCAGAAGCCGUUCCAUUAUUGUUUAUUUCCGAAAGCUGUAGAGUACAAAUCGUUCAACCGCGUCUCGAAUCCUUAUGAGUGCGAUGUCGGAGGAUUCCUCUGUCUAGGAACAUCCGGAGAGCCAAUCAAGGACAUACUCCGCUACAGUAAAAUCGACAACUACCUGGAUGCCAUGCGGAAGACGCUGCAGUGGCGCCAUCUAGCCCCGACGUGCCCAGACACAGUCCCUUGCACCCCGUGCACGGAAACUGACCCGUUCACUAUCUACAAAUGUCCAGCCGUGUACUUUUGUGGCAACACUGAGGAGUUCGCUACGUCUAUGUAUGAAGGUACUAAUGGUCAACGGGUGCGAUUGGUGUGUGUCCCAGACUUCUGUUCGACAAAAACCGUGGCUGUUGUAAAUUUAGCUAAUUUAGAUUGUUACAGUAUGUCGUUCUCUUAAACUAAACUCUUAUAUUAAUAAAACUGUAUUAAUUUCCAUAAAG
Messenger RNA from Plutella xylostella (diamondback moth), 1530 nucleotides. It is a transcript of the gene PolD2, whose product is annotated as DNA polymerase delta subunit 2. Gene Ontology annotation, cellular component: delta DNA polymerase complex. Gene Ontology annotation, biological process: DNA strand elongation involved in DNA replication; DNA replication. NCBI's taxonomy places the organism in Eukaryota, Metazoa, Arthropoda, Insecta, Lepidoptera, Plutellidae. The record is from RefSeq and is a predicted model, not a curated record. Gene Ontology annotation, molecular function: DNA binding.